This is a messenger RNA of Notolabrus celidotus (New Zealand spotty), 2358 nucleotides long. It is a transcript of the gene kcnj3a, whose product is annotated as potassium inwardly rectifying channel subfamily J member 3a. Gene Ontology annotation, molecular function: G-protein activated inward rectifier potassium channel activity. The transcript has 3 exons. Gene Ontology annotation, biological process: potassium ion import across plasma membrane; regulation of monoatomic ion transmembrane transport. Gene Ontology annotation, cellular component: plasma membrane. NCBI's taxonomy places the organism in Eukaryota, Metazoa, Chordata, Actinopteri, Labriformes, Labridae. The coding region runs from base 849 to 2339 and encodes 496 amino acids. The record is from RefSeq and is a predicted model, not a curated record.
AACAGUGCGUGCAUCACUGGAAACGUGGAAGUACGCAGGAGCCGCGCAGGGAAAUCGACGGGAAUCAAGGAUUCAAGCGGUCUUAAAACAGAAAAGAUCAUCUGGUGGACCUCUCAGGCUGAAACAUGAAAAACCAGUCGACAUUUCUGUAAGAGAUGCCCGAGAAGAGCCUGGCCAUCAGCGUCGGUGCGCGCAGCCAAAAAUGACGACAGUGGGACAGUGAUUUUCUCCCUCCAGCUCGUCAUUUUUUACUCUCAUAUGCUCGGAUGCAACUCAUCUCCUAUGUAUACACACCACAAAGGAAGGACUGGAAUCCAGAUCAUCUUCCAACACAAGUGCGCACAGAGACGUUUCAUCCUGGAAACCGUUUCCCGCGACAAAUUACGCAGAGAUUUUCCUGCUUUACGGAUCGUUGAGGGAUUUUGAACUUUUGCAUAAGAACUAACUGUAUGAGUACAGUUUUGAACAGGUCGAUACAGCCCCAACCUUCACGGGCGAUGAGUAAUCCACGACGCAGCAACUGAUAAACCUGUAAAACCUGGACUGCGACUGGCGCGUUUGGAUACCUCAUCCUGUGCGUCUUUUUUAUUUCAUUCAUAUGGCUUCUAUCAUCGAGGUGUGUAAAGUACUGAUACAUUAUUGAUGUUUCAUGGCUGUGAGGUGUAGCAACAGUAGUGUGUGGCGAAAGAGGACGGUGCAAGACUAACUGGUUGCGAAGACGCACUUUUAUCGCCUAAUUUCCAAAAGAGGAGACAUUGCGCACGGGCACUGCAGCAACUAAAAGCCACACUGUUUUUAUUUUUCAUCAUUGAAUCCUUUGUUAUUCCUUCCGCUGCUGUCAUCGUAGUAUGUCUGCACUUCGAAAGAAAUUUGGGGACGAUUAUCAGGUAGUGACCACCUCAUCUAGCGGGUCUGGAUUCAACCAGCCUCCCCCGGAGAAAAAGAAGAAGAGGCAGCGCUUCGUGGACAAGAACGGGCGAUGUAACGUCCAGCAUGGGAACCUGGGUGGUGAAACCAGCAGAUACCUCUCAGACUUAUUCACAACGCUCGUAGAUUUGAAAUGGCGCUGGAAUCUGUUUAUUUUCAUCCUCACCUACACGGUGGCUUGGCUCUUCAUGGCCUCUAUGUGGUGGUGCAUCGCGUACAUCAGAGGAGACCUCAACAAAGCACACAACGACAAGUACACUCCAUGUGUGGCCAACGUGUACAACUUUCCCUCAGCCUUUCUCUUCUUCAUAGAGACCGAGGCCACCAUAGGAUAUGGGUACAGAUACAUCACAGACAAAUGCCCCGAGGGGAUCAUUCUCUUUCUUUUCCAGUCGAUCCUUGGAUCGAUCGUCGAUGCCUUUCUGAUCGGCUGCAUGUUCAUCAAGAUGUCUCAGCCCAAGAAAAGGGCCGAGACUCUGAUGUUCAGUGAACAUGCGGCGAUCUCCAUGCGAGAUGGGAAACUAACUCUCAUGUUCAGGGUCGGCAACCUGCGUAACAGCCAUAUGGUGUCUGCACAGAUCCGCUGCAAAUUGCUCAAAUCUCGCCAGACGCCCGAAGGCGAGUUUCUGCCGCUGGAUCAGUUGGAGUUGGAUGUGGGUUUCAGCACCGGGGCAGACCAGCUCUUCCUUGUCUCACCACUCACGAUCUGCCAUGUGAUUGACACCAAAAGCCCCUUCUACGAACUCUCCCAGAGGUCCAUGCAGACUGAGCAGUUUGAAAUUGUAGUGAUACUUGAAGGGAUAGUGGAGACGACAGGGAUGACCUGCCAAGCGAGGACGUCGUAUACAGAAGACGAGGUUCUGUGGGGACACCGCUUCUUCCCGGUCAUCUCCCUGGAGGAAGGCUUCUUUAAAGUGGACUACUCGCAGUUCCACGCCACGUUCGAGGUGCCCACCCCUCCGUACAGCGUGAAGGAGCAGGAGGAGGCCCUGCUGCUCUCUUCGCCCCUCAUGGCUCCGUCCCUGUGCAACAGCGGGGAGAAGAACAGCUCCCUGGACUGCCUGGAGACCCUGGAGGACAAUGACAGCACCACCAAGCUGCCCACCAAGCUCCAGAAGAUCACGGGGCGGGAGGGCCUGCCCAAGAAGCUGCUACGGAUGAGCUCCACCACCUCAGAGAUGACUUACAGCUUUGGAGACCUGCCCAUGAAGCUGCAGCGAAUCAGCUCUGUUCCCGGGGUCUCUGACGAUAAGAUGGCUGGCAAGGCCUCAAAGAUCAGCUCAGAGCCCAUGAGUAAGUCGGUGGCGGACUUACCUCCCAAGCUGCAGCGACUUGCUGGGGGAGGAGGAGGCAGGAUGGACGGACACCUGCCCCCCAAACUCAGAAAGAUGAAUUCAGAUCGCUUUACAUAAAGCAGGCGACAUAUUUUAA